Molecule: messenger RNA, 3612 nt
Organism: Guyanagaster necrorhizus
Lineage: Eukaryota; Fungi; Basidiomycota; Agaricomycetes; Agaricales; Physalacriaceae
Exons: 3
Coding region: 59-3349 (1096 amino acids)
Molecular function (GO): protein binding
Source: RefSeq, a predicted model, not a curated record
CUCGUGUUUUUUGACAAAAUCCGUUGUUUAGACCUGUCCUUCACUCAUUUCAUUGCCGAUGGCGCUGGUGGUGUCGCCACCUUGGCUGCAAGAAGCUACCAAAAACUCUACCACGACAUGGCAGGUAGACCUGGAGUCAUUAUUUCAUCACGCCAAGGACCGCUUUCCUGAUGUUGUAUGGGAAGUCGGGAUAGAUGACCAGACGGAAGAGGUGUGGGGACACAAAGCUAUCGUAUAUGCCCGGGCGCCUCCCAGUUUCCAAAGUCGCUACUUCAGUUUCAAACCAAACACCGCGCCUUCGCCUCUUGGUUACUCAUCACCAGUACCCACCACAUCGGCACUUUCUCUUUCUUUAGGACUCGACGUUCCCCAUCUUGGUGAUGAUGGCUCUCGUGCUUCGUCGCCAAUGCGGGUCACGUCGCCAGCGCCUUCCUCUAUGACGGGUACUAUUCUACGUUUAAAUACCCCAAUCAAUCCCGCUCUUUUCUCCAACGAACUCGAAUACCUUUAUACCGGCCAAGGCUUUGGAGAGGCCUUUGAAUUUCUUUUUGAUUCCCCGGAGUCAAGGCAGGAAGGCGAUGCUGAAGAGCUACGUAUCGAUAAAUUGCGAAAGGACCUCGUUUUCAUGUGGAGGUCCCGACUAUAUUCUGACGUGCGUAUAGAGCUCACCGGGACGUUCUCAUCGUCCAAUCCUGAACACACAACUGCCAUCUUCUCUUCACACCGAUUUAUUCUGGUCUCGCGAUGUUCCUACUUCCACACCGCCCUCAUCUCGUGGCCAUCUGCACCCUCUAAAUCCACCUCUUCUGAUCCUCUCGCUCUUUCACUCCCUUCGCCGCCAUUUACUCCCGCAUCACUGCAUUUCACGCUCGGUUUUAUUUACACGGGCACCCUCGUCUUUUCACACCGGAGUUACGAUCUUGAUACCGCCUUCCAUAUCCUCCGAUCUGCCACUUACCUCUCGCUUCAAACUCUCUAUGAUGAAAUACAAGCACGCAUCGUGCAAGAGAUGAUGCACGGGCUCUUCCAUGCAUUCCUAGAAUUCUCUGAGUACGAGCGUAUAACUGGAGGUAAAUGGGGCACAGGCGGAUGCAGGUGUCGCCAGUGCGCCCGGCGCGCACCCCGUGUCCUUGAAUUCGCACUAUCAGAUGACGUUAAGAAUGCUCACCUUGACCGUGGAGCCCGGCGAGCACUAGUUGGUCUCUUCGGCGAGGGAUGGUGUACAUCAGAGUUCUCAGCUCUCCCGCAAAAGAUUAAAGAUAAUCUACUCAAGGGUGUUGGUAAACGGACCACCCCGCAGAAUGUCUUUGCCUUGCUUUUUGCCGCUGAGCAUGCUCUCGGAAAGAUAAAUAACGUCAUCGAUGCUUGGGCAGAUUCUGUCCGGGAUAUGAUCCUAUUGGGGCGAAAGACGAUUGAUAAUGUAUUGGCGUCCCAAUCUGACGCCUGCUUCUCGCAACCUGACUGGCUCGAGCUGAUGGAGACGGACGGAGUGCGAUUUGAGGACGGCGAACGCGUUGAUUGGAUCAUGGCAUCCGUUAAGAGAGGGGUGAACGACAAGAAUGCUGCUAUUGUAUAUCAGACUCUGGUGUCGAACAUCUUGCUCCGUCCUCAUCCAAUAGAGAGCGACCAGGCAAUGCUCCCUGGAACGAGCCACGUACGUGUUCAGGUCGAGCAGACUAGAUUGGAUGUUAUAUCUUGGUUACGCAAACGCUGGUUGGGAGUGAGGAAUGAAGGCGGAUUUGAGGGACUAGAGGGAUGGGCUAUUAAAGAAAUAAGUGAUAGUAUUGAAAUAUCUGUUGAUGAUCUCGUGAAGCCCGCCUUCAAUGGGGCUGCAAAGAACGGUUUUCGAGCUUCCGUGAACUCUCCAAAGGAUGCCGACAAGGACAGCGACAUGCAGUCUAUGCGUGUAAGCAUCCUCUCUCGCAAUCUCCCGACGCGAUCGAAUGCAUCCAUUACACCUUCCGUGCGGAGCGUGCGCACAACCGCAUCGAGAUUCUCUGUUGCUUCCACUUCCACCUCUGUCUCAUCUCCACGGCGGAAAGUCACAGAUCCGCGACCGGAUUCUAAGCUCACUCCACCCAAGUCAUCUUCACCUACUCCUACUCCCUCGCUCAAUGAGCCAGCAGAAGAGACAGAGGCUCGCACAACACCGAGUGCACCGUUGCCCAAGAAGAUAGUUGGGCCCUCAUCUGUCUCUUCACGACGGUCUCUGGUAUCGACUUCUUCCUCACUAUCCAGACCAAAAUCCACAGCAUCUGUUGCAUCCGUUCGGACAGUCAGGAGCCACGCUUCGACUGUGAGGAAAUCAACACCUGUGUCGAGUUUACGACCGCCAUUCUCAAUUGCAUCAUCACGACCGAGCUCUCGAGUAUCGACUGCAAGCACGAGCACAACGAAUGAUGGUGCAAGCACGGCAUACAAAACGGCAACUUCGCGCUCUCGGAAGAGCUCGACAGCGUCCAAUUUGAGUACUUCUUCUGUCAGGACCACAAAGUCAACGGCUAGUAUGAUCUCAAAGUCGCCAUCCGCGAGGAGUCCAGUUAUUAAGAAGGCGCCGUCUAUAGCGCCGUCCAUACGCUCGACUACGUCAACCACGUCAACUGCCAGGAGAAGUAUUUCAGGAACACCAGGGAAAAAGGAAGCAAAAAUUCAUGUGCCCCCGCUUCCGAAAGCGACGCCCAAAGCUACGCGUGCGCAAAGUUUGGCGUCAGAGCACAAGAAGACGGAAAGCGUGAGCAGCACCAGCAGCAGCGCGUCGACACUCAAACGCAAGGGUUCGUCGGAUACGAUCAAAACCACUUCUGCUUCACCCAAAACGCCACCUACUGAACCCGCUUCCGCCGUCUCAUCGACUCCAUAUUUGUCUGUGUCCCCUCAGGCGAAGGGCGCGACCCUAGAAAUUGGUAUCCCUUGCAUUAUUUCCUCGCGGCGGAAACGGUUCAAAGCUUACGCUCGGUACAUUGGGGAAGUCGAGGGCGAGGCAGGAAGCUGGGUCGGUGUCGAAGUUCCUGGGAAUUUCGUUGGCGACCUGGGUGCUGAGUGGAACGAUGGCUCCUGGGGUGGCGUCCGGUAUUUUGAUAUUGGAGGCGGAGCAGGAAGCGAGUGGGGGGAUGGAUCCGGAUCCGGAUUUGGAGGUCGACGUAAAGCCGACUGGGUACAUAUGCCCAGGAACGGGAACGGGACAGUCCAAGGGGUAAAGAGACCUGCUGAAGGUAUGGGAGGGCGGGCGAAACGAAUAAGAAGCUCGAGUCCAGCAGGCAGUGAUAGCGAGGCGGCUGAGAGUCGAGGUUUGUUUGUGAGACCACAGCAGGUGUUGUAUGUUGUAGAUGCGAUCGAUGGGGAUCUCUAGGGACAAUUUUCCGUUGAUAAGUUUUCUUUUCUCGUUUCUCAAGUUAUAUACUGCAUACCACCAUGGAUUCCAAGUAUCCCAACCCUCCUUAUUCUGCCUUUUCUCUGUCCUUUGUCUGUUCCUUCUCCAUUUAGGGGCUAUUACACUAAUUCUCGCAUUGGUAUACUUAGUUGACACGCUCAUUAAAUCGACGAACAACUUAUUCUGCUUAAGUAGAACCAAACCUGUACUUGCUGUGAUGUCAAUGAGAGUUAUUUCCAGAC